UAUACCUUAAGCUCGCCGCGACUUCUUGGAGCUGCUGUCCUGCGAGCCUUACGCGACUUGGCGCUCGGCUCGAUUUUUUUUUUUUUUUUUUUUGCAAGUACCCUUGGGACCAGAGGGUGGUGCGGUUCGUCCGAGUUUAUUUGUCGAAUCUCCGCGUGUAGGCCUUGAGCCGAAAAAUUCGAAAGUGUCGGCGAGACGAGCGGCCGCGAGUAAAUAAACCGAGCCGAACCGCGGACAGUGGAAAAUGUGAGCCGAUUUGCACUGGACAGUCGGGGCCGAUACUCCAAUCUGGACACACGAAGGGGCGCACCGCCGUCCCAGCCUUGCACAGCGAGUGCAUCAUCACUAGCAACUUGGCAAGCGACAGAGGUGAGGAGCGAUGGGUGACAAUCAAGCCGAGAAGGACAAACAGGACGCCCUGUACGAGGACCGGGAGCCGAAAAAGAUCAUCCGUAUAAUAACGGUGACGGCAUACAUGAUAUCCGUGUCGUUCGUCGGCAUGACCCUGAGCACGUACUACAUAUUCCUGUGGAAUCCGCCGAAUCCGAGGCUCAUGCACGCCCACGCGCUGGCCACGCACUCGGAGCAGCUCACGGACGACGGGCCGAGCUUCAGCCGGAGGUUCGAGGAGCGGCCGGUCCUGCCUACCGGUGGCUCCAUCGAUCUGCUCGACGCCGGGCUCAACGAUACCGAUACCAUGAAGCACCGCAGGGAGAUCGUCGAGAACGCCAACGCGAUCCUCCGGGCGAGCUUCGAGAGGGCCAGGCCCACCGGCGAACCGGCAUCCUCCUCCUCCUCGGUGGAAACGGACGACGCGCUGACCAGUACCAGCGCCUCGAUCCUGCUGGACAGCAUCAGUUCGGUGGACAAUAGCGCAUCACCAACAGGGGUAUCCAAGGUGACAAAGUUCAUAAGUGCCCUUCUCCCUGCUGGCGGCGAAGCGUCACCGGAGCCGGUGAUUAUCACCACGACGACAGCGCCAACCAAGUGGACCAAAAACCUUGGAAAGAAACAGCACCAGACGCCCUUUGCACUGAAACACCUCGAGGUGCCGAUCAAGUUUGACGGCUUGAGGAAGAGGCCCACGAAGACUAUGAUGACGACAGCCACGAGUUCACCUGUUUCUUUGGACGGUCAAGAAACUUCACGGGACGGAACAACGCCUCCGGUCCCAACGAUAGAGUCAUCAUCAUCGUCUCGAUUGCUGGACGACCAUAACAACAAUCAAAACCCAGCAGCGGCCUACCCCACCAGGAGCCUGUACAAGACCCUGACGACACCACCGAGUCGGAGGAUCGACUCGGAGUUCGAGGCCCAGAUGAGCUCCACGGACCAGCCCGAGCAGUUUCCCGGGAUCCUGAUGCAACAGCAGCCCGCCAACAGCGACGACUACAAGCAGCAGCAGGACGACGACUGACUCUACGAGAUCGAGGCUCGGCGCCGGCGUCGCCGACGUCGCUCGUCCCUCGGCUUGGCAGUUAGACGGGGUCGCUCGCGGUUCAUCUAGUCCUGGACCUCGCGCCGACAUCACCAGCGCCACAGGCGCGUGGCCUUGGAUUUUUUGAAAAGCUCGACGAGGAGAAGAAGAAGAAGGAAGUUGAAAGAUUAUUGACGCAGAGUGUGUGCCAAUGCUGCAUGCUCGAGAAAGAUAUUUAUAUGAAUGUUGUUUUAUAUGCGUAAAUAUGUAUUAUACUUACGGGACACGCAUCUCCUGCAGGGUACAUAAUUGUUUAGUUUAUCGGCGUUUAUUGUCAUUGCCCCGAGAGUUUAUCAUAUGUUGAGCUGUCCUCGAUUCUGUUGAAACUCGAAGAACCGACGUGUCAACGAUUACGAGGGAAACAAAAGUUUACUCUUGUCCUUGAUAUUAGAGGAUUUUACUUUCAUUUUUCGAAAAUACGCAUUUCUGCCUCACGAGAGCGAACUUGAUACAUUUCAAAGAUGUAUAUUUUACAAUAUUCUAAGAGUAUUGUACAAGUACUUCAUUGGUCUUACCGAUUAAGAGGUAAUUAUGAAUCAUCAGUUUUUUUCGCGGGUUUUUAAUUCAAUUGGCUUCCAAGAGAAAUGAAUAAUUUAGGUACGGAAUUGCGAAAUAAAUACACACAUACAUACAAAUAUGGUAAAAGUAUCGGUAUAUUACACUAUUAUAAUAUAUAUACAAACGUAUGUUAAAUUAUCCUAGAGAUCGUACAAAAACGCGAUAAUGUGCGGUUUUCAUUGUACAACAUUAUAAAAAAUAAAAAUUGUUUACCAUCCAAA
Molecule: messenger RNA, 2256 nt
Organism: Copidosoma floridanum
Lineage: Eukaryota; Metazoa; Arthropoda; Insecta; Hymenoptera; Encyrtidae
Source: RefSeq, a predicted model, not a curated record